AACAGGCUCUGUGUGACGGCGUCUGCUUCUCAGGACUUUACAUUUCAAAAAGAGCUUCAGCCGUCAGAAAAAAACCAGCAAGUCCGGUUUUACCCUGAGGAUCAGGCAUCAGAAAAUAUAGUAGUCCACAGGAGGAGACAAGGAACCUUCACUACUGACGGGGAAAGUGCUCAAGUUGUUAACAAUGGAGCACCGGCUGACAGAUAAUCUGAGGGUUGCGUUCGUCUUCAUCAUCCUCUUCUCCACGGGUUCAAGUGUAAAUGACCGAGAGUGGAAUUUCUGUGGGACCUGGCGCCAUGGCAUGGGCUCCCUGAGCCUGAACGUCAACCUCUCCCCGGGCUGCAGUGAGUUCUCGAUCUCAGCCGAUGAGAGCUCCCUGUCCAUCGCCGGGCAGAUCACAGCUCAGUGCAGCCGGUCUGGAGUGAUUCCCCACGAGCAGCUCGGCCUUGACUCUGAGAAGGAAACUCCAUUCUGUGUUUUCUGGGAGCCACUGCUGGACCAGUUGAAGCUGCAGCUCGGAGGGAAGAACCUCACUCUGUGCUGGCCCACCAGCCUGCAGGGCAACUGCUGCACCUAUCUGUCUCAUGGUCCCAACACACCCGAGGGACCCUUCGGCAUCAUCAAUGGAGCGGUCAGAAACGAUGUCAUCACGGGCAAAGUACUGACAGCCUACACGUUCAACGGAAUCUCCAUCGACUCCAAAACAUUAUGUGAUGAAGAGAGCCAGGGAUCCACCCAAGUCAGCAUGACUAAAGACACUGCUUUAGGGAAUAUGGAGCAUCCGUGCGCUCGCAGAGUUGAGGUGGACAUGAAGCGGGAUUUCAGAGGCUACAACAUCACAGCGCCUGCCACUAAAGGUGUGCCCGCAGAGUUCAGUACAACCAUCUACCUCCCCCCCGCUCUGAAACAAGCCGCGAAAAUGACCAGCAGAGUUGUCUGCACUUUCUUCAAAAGCAACUCCCUGUUCCAGGAGGGUCACAAGGAUGUCAGGGUUCUUGACGAUGUGGUGGAAAUCAGCAUGGAGAACGAGAUCAUCGCUGAUCUGUCUGAGCCAAUCAGGAUUGUCUUUCACCAUGAGGUGAUAAUUAAACUGCAUUCAAGGAAGUGUGUUUCAUGGGACACCAGGAAAGAUCCGUUGCAGGUCAAUUGGUUGAUGGAUGGAUGCAAGAUGCAUCAGAAAGGGCCGAAACAAACAGAGUGCCUCUGUAACCAUCUGACCUACUUCUCCGUGCUGGUGGAAAUGAAGCCUCGCCCAGUGCGCCACCUCCUGGCCCUGACCGCCAUUACAUCUCUGGGCUGUGCCGUGUCUGUGAUCAGCUGUAUCGCUCUCAUCAUUUAUCUCUGCAGGAAGAGCAGGCGAUGUAAGGAGCAGUCCAUACCCAUCCACCUGGGCCUAGCUGUGUCUCUGGCCCUCCUCAACCUGCUCUUCUUCUUCACCGGGAUCCUGGCUAACGUGGGAGGGGAGCGUGUGUGUGUCUGGGUGGGGGCAGGCCUCCACUACACCCUGCUCAGCUCCUUUACCUGGAUGGGCGUGGAAGUUUUCCACACCUUCUGGUUGGUCUACAUGGUUUUCAUACCCUCCCCGAACCCCUUCGUGUGGAACCUGGUCGGCUUCGCUCUCCCUGCCCUUCCUGUAAUCAUCCUGGCUGCUGUAGGUGACAUUUAUGGACUGAGAGAGGUGGUGCCGAGCGAUGACGUCUCCAAUCCUUAUCUGAUGUGCUGGAUGAAAGACUCCAACAAGGCCCUGCUGGCCCACUACUUCACCAACAUGACAGUCCUGGCCCUCCUGGUGUCAUCUGGCGUCGUGAUGCUCUUCCUGGUCUACUGGCAGAUCCGCAGCAGGAAUGAAUGGAGGAAGAACAGCGUGGCUUUCCUCAGCAUCUGGGGCCUCAGCUGCCUCUUCGGGACAUCUUGGGGUCUGACCUUCCUGGACUUUGGACCCCUCUCUGACGUAGUCCUCUUCCUCUCCUGCAUCCUCAACUCUUUUCAAGGUUUCCUCCUGAUGCUACGGUUCUACAUGCUGGACUGGAUGCGGAAAAAGGCCAACGGCCCUUCUCUGGGCAGCUUCAGCACCGGGUCCACCAGGCAGCACAUGUUAAGGGCCCAGGAGAAGAGCUAGAUGGACUGUUUGGUAGCACAUCAAUGCUGCAGCAUUAAAGCUUUUUAUGUAAAAAAAACAAAAACAACAAAUCCAAUUACGGUCUCCUUAUCAAAGUAGAUGACCAAACAGAGAAGAACUGUCCGCUGUAGAUUUCGCUGUUUCAUCAGCUGAAAAUCUGUGGUCAGGUUUGGUAGCAGUUGAAGAGCGGCUCCAAAAGGCAGUAAGCGAGCCCUCCAUACAUCCUCCACCCCUCAUCCCUCUGGUUGCUAAACACAAGCACACCUUAUUGGAACACCAGCUCAUCCAGUUUAAUAGACUAAGUAAUUCUUGUGGGUGCAAAUUGUGUUCAUUAGUCAUCUGUCAUCGGAUGUUAGAACCAUAUUGCAAUAAAUGCUGUUUGUUUAAUUAGAGCUACAGAUUGAACACGGAUGGAGAUUAGCUAAAUGUAAUCAACGCCAUCCACUCAGCAGUCAAAACUGAUCUCAAAGAAGAAAACAAACUUGAUCACUUGAUUCACCUUCUCGGGGACGGUGGAGAAGGGAUGAGACCAUCACUCAGGAAAUACAGGCCUGGAGCCUAUAUUUGUAGAAAACCUAGGCUGGGUCUAGUUGGAGAAGGGAAAGAAUUUAUUUGAGAUUCUAAAUUGUAAACUGGAUAUAAAGUUAAGCUUUAAAUCUAGACAGGAAAAUGUGAGGAUGUUAAAUGAUUACAGGUUACUGUGCUGUGCUUUCCAUUCUUUUGUCUGUAAAGAAAAACGAUAUAUAUAUUAUUAUUAUUAUUAUUGAAGCUCGCCUUGAACCUUAGAUAAGCUUUUUAUUUUCAAUUUUGUACUUGUACUUUUUUGUAGCACUUUAGAUUUUAAAUCCUUUCUUUUUUUUUUAUCUCAGUGAGUUGUCUUUUGUAUUGUUUUAAUAUGCAUGCAAUAGAUGACAUUUCAUAAACAGAAUGUGUGCACAGUGGAAUAGAUAACAGUUGAGUGUUUUAUAAUAGAUGACUCCAGGAUGACUCGUUUUUUUUUUAUUAUUCCAAAAUAAUAAGUGUCAAAAAUAAUCAUCUUCAAAAAUGGACCAAAUAAGACUUAAUCAACUUAAACUGACUAGUUGGGAAAAUUGUGUCCAAUUUAAAAUCUAAAUUGAAUCUUCAUUUAUAUAUCAUAUGUUGGUGAAUAUAUAAUGUGAGUUUUUAGAUACUGUGAUAUUUGCACUUUUUUUUAGAUUUACUGAGGUGACAUGCUUUGCCACUCAAAUGAUUGUGUAUAGCUGCUUUUUUGUGGAUGUAUAUAGAGAACUAAUAAA
Anoplopoma fimbria (sablefish) is the source of this 3396-nucleotide messenger RNA. Its product is annotated as adhesion G protein-coupled receptor G3-like. Gene Ontology annotation, cellular component: membrane. Bases 185 to 2119 code for a protein of 644 amino acids. Gene Ontology annotation, biological process: cell surface receptor signaling pathway; adenylate cyclase-activating G protein-coupled receptor signaling pathway. Lineage: Eukaryota; Metazoa; Chordata; Actinopteri; Perciformes; Anoplopomatidae. The transcript has 15 exons. The record is from RefSeq and is a predicted model, not a curated record. Gene Ontology annotation, molecular function: G protein-coupled receptor activity.